ACACGCAACUACAUGCACAUACACUUGCAGCUCUGAAGCGAGUAGAACACAGCUUUAUUUGCUAUUAUUGUAGUUGAAAUAUGAUGAGUCACUGAAACCUAUAUACAAACACAUGCUGCAUAGCAAGUACACGUACUGUAUACCUAAGAUCCACAUGCUUGAAAUAAGUUACUAUACAUGUAUAGUCUAGUAGGAUUUAGGAAAUGUGUAUUUCCGUUAGGCAAUAGAAUCUUUGUUUUAAGGGAUCAAGUAGGUUGUGCUUUCACACUCCUAAAAACUUGGUUGGAGGAAUUCAAUAAUGAUGUCUGGGUUUGGGUAGUAUCUAGAUCUUAUUUCUACUAUACUUUUUAUACAAUCUCUACAUCUAAAGUUUUUAAAAAUUCUAGUACUCUCAACGACUGGCUAGGUUACCCAACAAAAAAUUGUUAAACAGGUGGGUUGUACAGUGUCAUGUGAUCACGUGUUCUUAUAUUUUAGUGCAAAUGGAAGACAUGGAAAGUAAGAUUAGUAGACUUCUGGAAGCAGAUGCUGCAAUCAGUGAACCCCACCUUACUGAGAGUGACAUUUCAAAUGAGGAUGCAAUAACCAAAUCUCAUAGCAUCGGUAUCACAACUAGCAAACAAGUAUCAUUUGCUCCUGAAGUGGAUGUUGACGAUCACAGUCACACAGAUGAUACCAUCAGGUCGGAUGAUGUAGAGUCUACUCUCAAAAAUACUGCCAGGAGAGGCAUACUAGCAGUGAGAGCAGCUGGUGGCUAUGAUGUUGUUGCAGCUGCUUUGGGCAAUGAGAUAACGGAGGUUCCAGGAGUGGUGGACUCUCUGGCAGAUAGUGAGCCCACUGAAUCGAUGCUAGUGGAGGACGAAAGUGAUGUUUGGGAUGAUUUGGAUGAUGCUGAACUUAACAAGUUCUUGCUGUCAGAAGAAGAAGUGACAGUCAAGACAAAACUGUGGAUGGAAGAGAAUAAGAUAUACUUGGAGCAGCAGCAAGCUAAAAAAGAACAAGAGGAGCAGGAGAAACUUAAGAACAAGGACAAACCAGCUAAGAAAACUCGGCGCCGGAAACCCAAAGUGGCAACACAGCCUUGUAAAACUGCCGGCGAGGCUAUCGAAAGGAUGCUCCAGGAGAAGAGAAUAUCGAGUAAAAUAAAUUAUGAAGUACUUCGUGAUCUCAAUUCUUUAGCGCGGGCCUGCUCUGAGGUUUCCACGCAUGAACUACCACUGUCUGAAUCAGUUCAAUUUGGAGAUGAAUGUGGAAACAGUUUGUUGAAGAGCCAUUUACAGUUGCCUGAAAGUAGCCAGGAACCUCCUGCAAAGAAGAAGACGUUGCGUGCUGAUGGAACGGUUCAAAAGGCGCAAGGUGCAACAGUUGCAGACAGUGUUAUAGUGAUUGAGAGUGGCCCUGUGGAGUAUGCCACUGAAGACAUUGUUGAUGAAGAGUAUGACGAUGAAGAAGCUGACGUGUCAACUGCCACUAUAAAUGAUGUUAAUCACCAUCAGGGAUACUAUGAAGAUUUUGGUAAUGCAGAUUAUGAUGAUUAUGAAACAGUUGAAGAUUGGAGUUAAGUUAAGCCAGAUAGUAGUUAUUUGUCACAGAAGAUCAAGUAUCAAUAUGUUGAAAACAAUAAUUAUCUUGCGUGUCUUACGCACAUAGACGUACCUAUCUGCGCUCGAAUUAGGCUGUUUAGAAUUCCGUUCUCUAGAGUUUGGAGCGGUACUGUAGCAUUGAGCAUAACAGCUAGGUUAUGCGGGCAUUUGAAACGCCAGAGCAUGGUCUAGCAGUGUGUU
Messenger RNA from Corticium candelabrum, 1784 nucleotides. RefSeq names its product transcription factor IIIB 90 kDa subunit-like. NCBI's taxonomy places the organism in Eukaryota, Metazoa, Porifera, Homoscleromorpha, Homosclerophorida, Plakinidae. The transcript is spliced from 8 exons. The record is from RefSeq and is a predicted model, not a curated record. Bases 483 to 1562 code for a protein of 359 amino acids.